CUUCUGCUGCUGCUGUCGUGGCCAUUGUAAAUGUUUCUGUUCUGAGGGGGCUGCAGUCUUCUUGCUGUAAAUGUUCACUCCUUAAUUUAGUCACACUGCUGUUGUUGAGUUAGAGCCACAGAAAGACGAGGCUAAAAUAGAACAGAAAUGUCUCGUGGGAGUUUGUAAAGGGGUGGGGGGGCAGCCCCAUUCCUGAGGAAUCUCCUCCCAUUAAAGCGAACAGAGCUGAGAGGGAAAAAAAGCAUGUUUGACUUGUGAUGGCACUGAGGAGAUUCACACUGACUUAAAAGCGGAAGAGAAGAACCUGAGCACUGUUGAAGAGGCUCAACAGGGACGGAGAGAAAGACAGUAAGCCUGUCCAGCUGCUGGCCACUGCUCAGUGAUGAGAGAGUGUGUGUGGUGAGCAACAGGGAUCAGGAUCAGGGCCCACAACUGUAGGUGGGUGUGGACGGCACAGCCUUCAGGACACACACUUUACCUUGAGUUCUGAGGGACUAAUCCACCUACAAAGCCAGCCAUGCUGCAGCAAAUCCUAAAUGACAUGUACAUUGACCCGGAUGUGCUGGAUGCUCUAAACGAGGAUCAGAAGAAGACUCUAUUCCUGAAGAUGCGCCAGGAGCAGGUCCGCCGCUGGAAGGAGCGUGAGGAGAAGAUGGAGAAGGAGGAGCCCCACAAACCCAAACCAAAGACAGCUCACAGUAAAAGUGUGAGUUGGCUGCUGGGGCGUGAUGGAGACGUGCAGGUCAUCAUCAUUGGAGAGAUGGAUGAGUUUAAGUCCUCCAAAAUCCUCUAUACAGGGCUUGGCGAGAGAAAAGCAGCUAGUCUUCUUAACAAUUCAUGCAACCAGGCAGGCAGUUUGAAGAGCAAUCUUGUAAACAGAACAUCCACAGAGCCGGUGCGAUGUGGGAGAGAGAAUCUUCCACCCAAAACACUGUCAGGAGUACAGGUUAAUUUAAAGGAGAACAGUGAAGAAGUGAGGACACUGCCCCCUCCACAGGUACCAGCGUGUGAACAAAAGCCAGCAUCUCCUGUAGAAAGUGUCAGAAAGGCAGAAGAGGACGCAGAAGAGGAUGACUCGGCCCCUCUGUCCUCCAUCUGUUACCGGCCACACUUUAGGGCCAUCCCCAAGACAGCCAGCAUCCUGCACAGUCUCGGCCCACAGGACAUGCAAGAGAAAACCAGCCUUUCAAUUGCAAGCAGGCUCCGCCCACAUGAGCCUCCUGAACCUCACACUAACAGAGGGAAAGAUUUCCGGGUGGUGGCUGCAUCCAAACGAGCUAUGUCCAUGGAAAUGGACUCAGUGGGAAGGGACAGCUGUUUGGGUCGUGGGCGUGUAGCGGAGUUGAUGAAAACCUUCAGUGUGACCAGUGACUCCAGCCCCUCACAGACUCCUCCCAGGGCCAGCAAACCACCAGUUCCAACCAAGCCCAGUCACCUGCUUCUGCGGCCCUCCCCCUCACUCAGGUAAUUAGGCUGCAGUCAACACUCACGCUCCUCACAUCCCUCUAGUGAGGCCACAGUGGACGCUAUCGGACCCUCAGUUCAGGACUGCCUCCGUACAGUGAGAGGUGAAGCCCCCCAGCCUCUCUCAGGACCUUUGCCACUGCUGUAAUCAAGCAAGGGAUGCAGGAAGAUUAGCUUUUGCAGUUUCAUUUUGAUAUUUUGUAUGAUUGUUCUGUUAGUUUUCUCAGCUGGCAUGAAACACAAAAUAUUACCUUCUACAGUUGUUACAGAUUUUUUCAUAUAAAGUUUUUUCACUUUUUACAUGUUUUUCUUCUACUUUUGCUUUUUGACAUUCAUGGGGAUUUUAUUUACUUUGUUAGAUCACAAAUGUGAUCAUUUUAUAUUCCAGUUCCAGUUAUAUUUUUUACCAUUACAAAUCUUUGUCAAAUGUUAAAGGGAAAUUCCACACAGAUAUUUCUCACAUUAUUAAACUCAAUAGUGUGUCGCUUGUGUGGUGAGAGAAAAAGCAGCCCUUUACAUUCUUACCAAAAGAGGUUUGCAAAGUUUGAAAAGAAGAACAACAUCUAAUGAGAGGGGUUCAUGGAGUGAAAAUCAGCUUUUUUCUCCCAAAGGCAAAUAUUGUAAUACAGAAUAAGCCCAUUUGUUUGUUUACAGUAUGUUCUUGGUAGGUGUCUUAAUUUAUUCAGGAAGACUGCUGCUUAGAGCUGGAGUAGCUUCUAAAGCUUUGGGCAAUGUCAUUACUAAAAUUCCACUGUUUACAAACAUAAUCUAAACAGAGCUAUACAUCUCUUCAGGUUACUGGCUAUUGACCACUAUAUCUUGAGCUCAGACUACAAACAUAUUCUCUCACCACACAAGCAAUGCCAGCAUAAGAAGACCUCCUAAAUGUUUUCGACUUGUAUUUUCUUCACUUUGAUAGUGCACAUUUUAGAUUGUAGUAACAUUUCAUUAAAAAUUAACCAAUAUAUCUCUAUUGCCAGAACAAAACCUCAUAUCUCCAUUUUUGUUGUUUUUCAGUUUUUGGCAUAAUUUGAAAAUGC
Pygocentrus nattereri (red-bellied piranha) is the source of this 2504-nucleotide messenger RNA. RefSeq lists its product as uncharacterized. NCBI's taxonomy places the organism in Eukaryota, Metazoa, Chordata, Actinopteri, Characiformes, Serrasalmidae. Gene Ontology annotation, cellular component: cytoplasm. The record is from RefSeq and is a predicted model, not a curated record. The transcript has 8 exons. The coding region runs from base 518 to 1468 and encodes 316 amino acids.